Molecule: messenger RNA, 2009 nt
Organism: Rhinolophus ferrumequinum (greater horseshoe bat)
Lineage: Eukaryota; Metazoa; Chordata; Mammalia; Chiroptera; Rhinolophidae
Gene: SLC48A1
Product: solute carrier family 48 member 1
Exons: 3
Coding region: 581-952 (123 amino acids)
Biological process (GO): heme transport
Cellular component (GO): lysosomal membrane; plasma membrane
Molecular function (GO): heme binding; heme transmembrane transporter activity
Source: RefSeq, a predicted model, not a curated record
GUUGGUGGGGUAGAUCCUUCUUCCACGGAAAGUGGUAGGAACCAGGGUGGGUGAGAAUGGGCCUGUGUCCAAUUGGCUUGUGUUUAUCUAGAGGUGAGGUGUGUGUGCAAGGGGCAGUGAGAGGUGGGGAUGGUUGUGCCUGCUUGUUAACAAAGAAGUGGGACCUGGAACACCCAGGAUGGCCAUCUUCCUUUCCUCCUGCUCGGGUCUUUUUGGUACAUGGGUAUAUCUGGAGGUGGGUGUUUUGGGGGCACUGCUGGAGCAUGGCCAAUGGACUAAGAGAUGGCAUUUCCACACGCCCCUAUUUCACCAUUUCCUAACCCAGAAACUGCUGAGUCACAGAGGAAUUGCUUGACCUCCUUAUUUCUCUCCCGAGCUCGCUUCCAGAAUCUUUGAGUGGUAAAGGAUCUAGGGCUCAUCUACUCCAGCCCCUUCAUGGCAUAUUGAGGAGGCAGAGGGCAGGUAGGGCUCUCCCAGAAGGUGCCCAUCUGACUUUCUCAAAUGUGUUCAGAGACAAUUAAUUAGCCCCCUUCCUAGAGCCCUUUAAGAAAUCAAACAGCUCCCCAAAUGAACACUUAGGAUGCACAUGAGAAGAUUGGAAAGGACUCUGCGAAGGGCGCUGGCACACAAUCCAAAACAUGUACGAUGUGUGCUGGCUCUGUGGGUCCUGGUGACACACGUGAUGUAUAUGCAAGAUUACUGGAGGACCUGGCUCAAGGGGCUGCGUGGCUUCUUCUUCGUGGGCGUUCUCUUCUCAGCUGUCUCCAUCGCCACCUUCUGCACCUUCCUCGUGCUAGCCAUCACCAGACACCAGAGCCUCACAGACCCCAGCAGCUACUACCUGUCCUGCGUCUGGAGCUUCAUUGCCUUCAAAUGGGCCUUCCUGCUCAGCCUCUAUGCCCACCGCUACCGGGCUGACUUUGCUGACAUCAGCAUCCUCAGCGAUUUCUGACCCAGGGAGUGAGGUCUCUGCACCGGGGGUCCUCAGGACCUGGACUCAGCUUCUGAGAGAUCAGGUGGGCCUGCCCCACCCCCGGGGACCCCAGAACUGUGGCAGAAAAUACACAGCAGGAGGACCUUGUCUCCUGGGAAGCUGCCCCUCUCCUUUGGGGAGACCUAGGUGCUGUGGAAAGGGGUCCUGCCGUGUUGCUCCUCAUUGGUCUGGCCGGAGAGCAGCUUUUCUAAUGCGUCUAUUUUCUUAGCACUCAGUGAGGAAUCUUUGUAAGCAGGGCCCGGGUGAUAGUCAAGGGGCGGUGAGGCCUUGACCUACGCCUGGGGGCAGGGGGCAGGGGGUUUGAUCCCUGCCACCCCAAGAAUGCUCCCUCAGGCCCAGGUGGGAACCUAGCGAGGUCAGGUCAAGUAAGGGGUCCCUAGUAGAGACCUCUCAACACCAACCCCAGCACCUCAUCCUCGUUCCUCCAAAGGGUUUGGGGACUUGAGCAGAGUUCGGGGUCCCUUUUCCACCCACAGCUGGUCUCCCAUGAGUGUGCAAGAGCCAGUUAUCUUCUUCACCACUUGAAAUCCUCCAUCUUACUUGUACCACACACUGCAGAGGACUCAACAAAUGAGGCCAGACUAAGGGUCUUGCGGGAAGGUGCUCCUGCCCCCAGAAGGGCUUUGGAGGGACCCCAGACCUUGCCCACACACCUCCAGCCCUGCAUUUCCCCUCCCCCUCCUCACACCUGCCCAUCACACCCAGAUCACCCAGAACACCCCCUGGCCAUGAGAUGCCCCACCCCCAACACUCCGGCCCCUUCUCACUGCCCUUCCCCUAAAGCUUGUCUGUUUUAAUCUCUCUUCUGAAAGACGAAAUCUGCUCUCCACACAUACACUGGCCCAAGGGCUCACCUGACUCGGGAGGGAAGGGGCUACUGGUACGUGUAUCUUUUUGUUAGUUUGCCAUUUUGCACAGUCUACCCUUUUCCCACCUGUGUCCAGCUCCUCAGCUCUUCGCCUUAUCUGUGUCACUGUCACUUUAGCAGAAAUACAGCGGCCAUUUGUAUCAGACA